Messenger RNA from Prunus armeniaca (apricot), 663 nucleotides. The record is from the annotation of a GenBank genome assembly. Lineage: Eukaryota; Viridiplantae; Streptophyta; Magnoliopsida; Rosales; Rosaceae.
AUGUCUAAAGGGAAGAUGAAUGCGGAUCUAGGACCUGCGUUAAAGCCCUUUGACGGCAAGGAUAACUUCACGGAUUGGCAAAGGAUGAUGAAGAACGUAAUGAUACAACAAGAUUUGGAUGAUGCACUCAGCGGUGAGAAGCCGACAGGCAUGACAGACGCAAAAUGGACCAAGGUUCUCAAGAAGGCCAAGAGUUCCAUCGAGAUCCAUCUCACAAGAUCAGUUCGGUCACACAUCACCGAAAAGAUGACUGCCCAAGAAGCAUGGGAAAAGUUGGAGAAUGUUUAUAUGGGCAAAACCGUGUCCAAUAAACUUUUUCUAAAGGAUGAACUAUUCGGACUUCGACUGGAAGAAGGAGGUGAUAUUGAAGAUCACGUAUGCAGGUUCCAGAAUUGCAUAACUAAUCUUCGAAAGGUCGAAGAAACUUACAAAGAUGAUAAUAUGGCUAUCAUCUUGCUGAGGUCUCUACCUUCGUCUUUCAAGCACUUUCGAACAACUCUAAUGUUUGGAAAAGAGUCCUUGAAGCUUGAAGACGUGAUUCAAGCUCUUCAGUCAUAUGCUAAACUAGAUGAUAUAACUGAAAGCUCUCAAGGCCUUUAUGCCAAAAGCAAGGAGAGGGGGCGGGGAAAAGACAAAGGAAGAGAAAACAGGCAACAGAGGUAG